Rhopilema esculentum is the source of this 7199-nucleotide messenger RNA. The record is from RefSeq and is a predicted model, not a curated record. Lineage: Eukaryota; Metazoa; Cnidaria; Scyphozoa; Rhizostomeae; Rhizostomatidae.
GCAAAUCCAUCAGUUGAAAAUUGAGAUUUCAAUGUUGAAAAGAUUUUGCUUUAGCGAAAUUCUAUUAAUCUGGUUUUAGAUAACGUUCCUGAACUGCACUAGUCCUUGUGAGCAAGGAUUCGGAAGUCAGAGAACGUGUGACAUUUGUAACGCAAUCCAGUUGGGGAAAGUCAUUUCCUCUCUCACUACCUCUGUACUGAACUGCGAACAAAGGUUUCAGUUCAACGGCGAAUCGUUUUGCAAGCCAGAGGAUUUGCUAUCUUUGUAUCGUGAAUGCUUGGUGAAUUACAACUCAACAAUUACAUACUCACAGAAGGGACAAGAAAUUGUCACCUUGACUUUUGCAAUCGCAGCAUUGACUGGAUGUGGAAGCGAAGAUACAGGCAAUCAAUAUUCUAGCUUCGAGUCACGAUGUGCGUAUCUUAAUACGGUACUUGACAGGGGAUCCACCACUAUGCCAAAAGUCGUAUUUCCACAACACUGGCUAAACACAAAAGCAUUUCAACCAAGUUUGAAAGCGAAGGAGGCAAUGGAGAAAAUAUACCAUAGUGUCCGCUGUUCACAAGACUGUCCUCCAUGGCAGGAGCUGUGCGCGAUGCGAUACACAUGCAUGCCGAGGUAUCUGAAAUGCCAACCAAUCCUGCAAGUGCCACCAGAAGACAUGUACCCCGUGAUUGGCCAUGUAGACAUGACUGACUUGCGAAGCUCUGUUUUUUCCCUGUCUGGAUUCAUCAACGAAACAACCAUAGUGACAAAACCACGAAUGGUGAACCAGCAUGGAGACUGGAUAGUUCACUUCUCCAACGGUCGUUCUGCUAACCUAUCUUGCACUUCAGGAGGGCUUGUUGUCUCUUCAUCGACAUAUUUAACUUUUGAAUCAAACAAUGACAACGCAUACGGCAUACGAGUUUUACAAUAUUAUAAUGUGACAGAUAUGCAGUUACGUGGUUUCUUACCAAAUGGAUUCAACCUCGCCGAAGGUGCCAUUGUUAAUACCUCGCUCAUAUACUCAAGCCCUAAGAUGGCUGCUUUAUUGAUAAGGCCUAUAGGUAGAACUGAGCCAUUGACGCUGAAAAAGGAACUCCCGUCGCUUAUGUUUCCUGAAGAUACCAGAUACGACAUUCUAGCGAAAUAUCCCUUGCAUCUGCAAGAUUUCUUUGAAUUUAGAAUUAAAAUAGAAGACCACGACGUAUCCUCAACAUUGUACCCUUACAUUCCUAAACCAGAGUUAGACUUAUUCUACAAGUAUAAAAUGACAUUUGAUAAUCAUCGCCCUGUUGCAAAGGUAAUAUCAAUGAGCGGAAGUGGAGCAUGGAAAGCUAAAGUUCGCGGAGAAGAGCUUUCUAGUGGUGCUCUUGAUUUGAGAAUAGGCUCUGAACUGACCUUGUCUAACAGCGAGGUUUACUUUGUACCUAAUACGCAUUGGCAUGGAGUUGCAUGGCUGCACUUCAACGUAUGCUACUGCAAUCUUCAGCAUCUUGAAGAAAGAGCUGUUCCUCUCAACAUUACCAUCAAAGUACAAUCGGUGAAUGAUCAGCCAAUUGCACUCACAAAAGCGUUGUUUCUUCCAGUUAUUGCCUACAACACCACAGCUGUGGCAAAUGAAGGGUUCUUGAUAUCAUCAUUACAAAAGUAUGUAACGGAUGUUGAUAAUCCAUCCGUCGGUAUUGCAGUACUCUCUGCAUCUUAUAGUAGAAUUGGAAUGUGGUACUACAACUUGGGCAAUACUUCCUGGCAAGAAUUCAAGCAGCGUAAACAAUUGCAACAUACAGAAACAGCAGGUAGUCUUGAUAUUUUGCGUCUGAAGCCUGACGAUCAGCUGAAGCUCGUCCUCCACGAUAAGGCAGCUGUGUGGUCUCACUUGAAUGCAAUGAAGGGUGCUUGGCUGCAUUUCAUGUUUUGGGACAUGACAGAUGAUAAAAGUAACGGUAGGUUAUGUUAUGCAGCAUUCCGUAGUGCCUCAAACAAGCGCCCCCCUCAAAUAAGAGCCGCCCCUCAACCUUCAACAUUCCUUUCUUCAACCUUCAGAAAUGGGAAGAUUACUGCGAUUACUAAAAGUAUCUCUUAUAAAGUAUUUUAUUGCACUUGUUGCAACAACUCAAAUAGACGAUUUCAAUAUAUUGUAGGAUUUGAAAUUGUCAUGAAAGAGGAUCUUCGAAGCUCGUCCUCCUAUAGUACUGAGCUGUUUGGAUUUAUGCUGAAAAGGGGAUGUAAUGGUAUUCCAGGAUCGCUUGCGAAGGUGGAUAAAUGCAAUGUAUGUGGAGGUGACGGUAGGGCAUGCGUGGGCUGCGAUGACAGACCUUAUUCGGGUGAGUUUAAUGUGAAAUGUAUCAACAAUUCUAUUGUCUACUACAUAAGGGUACAUGUAGCUUUUGUUUUAUGCUGUGCAUCCCCCUCAAGAAGAGACAUAUAUCGAUUCGAUUACGUGAAUAUAAUAAACUUGAGAUCUAAUGUUUGUCGCUUAAAAUACUUUCAUUAUUGGUGUGCUCGCUACGAUAGCUGUGGACAGUGUACAGGCGGUAGCACUGGACUAGCUAAAGACUCUAUGCGGGAUUGUGCGGGAACAUGCGGGAUGGCUGAAAUUGAUGACUGCAAUAUCUGUCAAAGGAAAACAAGCGGGGGCUCUAGAAAAAGCUUUAAAGAUUGCAUGGGGGUCUGUUUCGGCCGAGCUAGAUUGAACAAAUGUGGGCAAUGUUAUGGGGGUACGUCUUCUCUGAACAGAAGUGCUGGUAUGGACGUAUGCGGUGUGUGUAAUGGGGAUGGAACAACUUGCAAUGGAUGUGACGGUAUUUCCAACAGUGGCAAAAUACUGGACAACUGUGGAUUCUGCUUAAACCCAAAGGAUCCCUUCUUCAAUUCAAAUUGCACUAAUAUAUCAGGAUUCAAGCCCAGGAACGCACCUACAACAGGCGGUAGGAGGUUGGAAAUUACUGGUGCAGGAUUUGUUGCAUACAAACUUGCAAAUUGUUGGUUUGAGGGUAAUGGAAGAAAUUUUUCUGCUGCACCUGCAAAUAUAUCUAACAAGGCAAGCUUCACCAUCAAAACUCCGGCGACAACUAGCGGUAUAUACAGGCUGAGAUGUUCCUUUGAUAACUCUGCUGAAGUUCACGAAGCAUGUCUCAAGUAUUCAAGUUCUACUCGGCUGUUAGUCUGUAUGGAAAAGAGGGUAAUGUCUGUUGCGGACCGGCAAGGGUGUUGGAAUGCAAUUGCACCCCUGUCCCCUUCAGUCACACAGCAUGUCCAUAGAAGCAUCCCUAGGAAAUUGAUGCCUGCCGACCCUUGCCUAUCAUUUAAAUCUCAUUUUCUCUUGUCAUUUUCAGAUGAGCUUCAUUGCGCAAUACUGUCCGAGUCUCGAUCACUACUGAUCAAAGCAAAUGUGCUCAGUGAUAGGGAAUCAAUAUGCACACUGCCUGUGAUUCCAAGGUCGAUGAAUCUACAAAUCACAGUUGUUGGGUCAACAGAAGAUGGUGAUAUGACGUCAUUAAAGAGUCUUCCGGCUCAUGCUUGGAAGAACUUGGAUGUUUAUGCUGCUGCACCAAGACCAGUUACGGCAACACUGAGCAAAAACCUUAAGACAAUACUGAUCAACUUCGACACUAAGAUACAUCUUAUGAGUAAAGGCUGUGAGUAUAUAUUCACAAGUGAUGUGGUAGCAAAGCUAGGAAGAAAAGCUUCCUGCUAUAAAAGAUCUUUAAACCAACUGGCAGUUCGGCUAGGGCUGUCAGCAAGUCUGGUGCCUGGGGAUUCUUUGGUCUUUAAUAGUGGAGCUAUUUCGCAGCAUAAGGAAAUGAUUUCUGAUACAACGAACAGCGCAAUUAUUGUGCAAACGGAGGCAAGUUUGAACCCAUUAAUGGUGCAUAUAACGGGGCCUUCUCAAAUCGGAAUUUGUGGUUCUGCCCGUCUCAAAGCAGAAGCCUCGGGCAACGCUGGAGGAAGGAAACUGAGCUUCUCAUGGAAUGUAUCUUUUUCAGAUGAAGUUGACAUGAAUCUUGUUACAGAUAACGAAACAGCGGAUCUUCUAGCCAUAAGAACACACCUAAGUAGUCUACCACUACACAGCCAUGUUAUUUACAUAGGACCUCAGAAUGUAAAACCAAGCACCUCUGAGAGGUACCUUGGCUAUGAGUUCUCCGUUAUUGCCAGCAACUUUCUAGGACAAACCAGUAACAUUAAUAAAUUCAUCGUCCAGAGAACAAGCACCAAGGCGCCAACAGUAAAAAUUCUGGGAGGGUUACAAAGAAAAGUCAGAUCAAACAAGAACCUUGUACUUCGCGGUGCUGUACGGCACUCCAGUUGUCAGAGCUCAAAAGAACUCUUGAUUUACCGAUGGGAGGUGUCAUCACCAGAGGUAAAGCUUGAUAAACGAUCCAGAAGUAGCCCACGGCUUUUUGUACCACGAGGCAGUCUCUUAGGCGGUGGUUCUUAUGCUUUUACCUUAACAGCUAGCCUUGCCAAUGAUCCGUUUGUCUUUUCAAGUGCUUCCGUUGAAGUUUCAGUCGAAAGUGCAGACCUUGUUGCUAGAUUCAGAGGUGGACGGUACCGUGUUGUAGGCUCUGACUCUAGCUUUACUUUGGACGCUUCCCCUUCAUACGAUCCAGACAGAGAUUCGACAGCGACUGAAUCCUUCAACUGGGAAUGCUAUGACCAGCAAGCAAGUCCAUGUUUAGUUCCCCAUGUAAAUGACUCGAGCAGAAUGGUACGCCUUAUAUUAGCUGCAGCAAAGAAAGUCAAAAUCGAGAGAGGAACACUGUCAUCAAACGAAACGUACUCGUUUUUUUUUACGUACUCCAAAGGAACAAGAUCGGUGUCAAAAGAAAUAAGAAUAGUAAUCAUGCCAGGUUCACCACCAGUCGUAAAGAUACGGCCACAAAGACACAGCAAGGUCAAUUCGGAUGAAAGGGUAAUUGUAAAAGGGUUUGUUCAGAGUGUAACAUCAGGUGGUGUAGACGUAUGGUGGGAUUGCUUAGAUGAUGAUGGCUUCAAUUACAUAAACCUGACAGAACCUGGAGUAGCAAAGUCGUCCAUUCGUCAAAAAAUCAAACGGACAGGAAUAUCGUGGUCUGUUCUUGUAAUAAACAAGGGAGUUCUUGUCGAAGGAGCAUCUUAUAAACUUAGAUUAACUGCACAGAAUUCACAAGGCAUCGGCUAUGCAAAAAAUAUAAUCGUCGUUAAUGGUCCACCGACCCUCGGAUCAUUAACAUCAGACAUCUCACAAGGUAGACUCAGAAAAUUUAACAUACAAUAUCUUAAUGGUACAAAAACCAUAAUGGCUGUCAAAAAAUGCAAACAUUUUCAGUCAUACUUAAGCUUUUCGUCUGACACUCAAUCGCCUGAAAUCCCACCAAUAGGUGUUGCUCUGCAGACAUUAUUCAACCUGCAAGCGAUUGAAGGCUGGACUGACGACCCAUUGGACCUUCCGCUUUCUUUCAAAUUUGGUUACAUUAAAGCAAAUGGUGAAGACGCUUUUCUUGGAGGCGUCAGUCAAGAAACCGAAAUGACUGUAGUGCUGCCGGCUGGUGAAGCUAAGAAUAAUUUCAAUUUAACAUUAUUUGUCGACGUUACUGAUGCUUGGAGAGCAAAAACUCGUGCAUAUCACACUGUAGUUGUCACACCUCUGACUGUUAUAGACAAAAAUGCCGUGUCGCACUUUGCUGACAACAUCGUGGAUGCAUUCAAAGCGAAUGACCUAUCAUCAGUGAUAGGACAGGUCACGUCAACAGUCAAUGUACUGAACGAAGCUAGUUCAACAGAUGGAAGAAUUGCUUUCAACAUCUCUACUGAAAUUCAUCGAAAUAUUAUCAAAUUCAAAGAAAAUGCGACAGCUGGAAUCAUCAACAUCCUGAAAACUAUUGUUGAUUCUGAAACUCAGAACAUGAUUUUAACUCUUAUGUCAGACGUGACAAAGGAUGGAAAAUUUUUCGACAGCUUGCUUCGAGAUAACAUUGCAGACUCGCUAGCUUCCAUCAUAAAAGGGCAGAUAAAGCCAGAUCAUUUGGUUCCAGUAGCACCAACAAUAUCUUCAAUGCAAGCGCCAGUUCUAGUUCCGUCAGAAGACGUUGAAGAAGAUUUCGCAAAAUCCCCCGAAGAGGUUGAGAAAAUUGUUGAAACCUACGAUAACAUCAUCAAUGUAACUGCGCAUGAUAACGUGACGAUGUCGAUGAAAAGGAAGUACACUGGUUUGACACCUUAUCUCUUGCAAUCUAUGUGCUCGGAUUCAGAGUUUGGUGACAACGCAUCGCUAGCAAAGUCAAAUUUGUCUACGUUACAAAGCUACAAGUACGAUAUGGCUGACGGGGGCAAGCAAAACAUCUCGGUUGAAUGCGAUGACUGCGAGAAGAAUGGUAUGAUCAAUCUUGGAGGUGAUUUGGCCUCGAAAUAUAGCUCCUGGGAAUGCACACAAGAAUAUACAUGCAACGGAGUAUGUGUUGGCUCUGUCCAAUAUCCAAACGACAUUUUUUCUGACGAACAAAGCCAGAAGAACAACACAAUGGUAUCUAAUACACUGCAAGUCGAACUGUUCAAUCCAGAAACUAACGCUGCGAUCCAUGAACAGCACCUUACUUCACCGAUCACAAUCAUGGUCCCGAUUGAUGAAUCAAAAUACAACAGCAGUCGUCAGACAGAGUGCCGAUAUUGGGAUGACUUCAGCUCUACUUGGAAGAAUGAUAGCUGCACAGCCGAACAAGAACUGACAACCAUCGGCAAUGAAACAUAUGUUGUAUGCCAUUGCACCAGAACAGGGACAUUUGCAGCUUUUGAAGCACCAGUAGUUGGAAAACUUGAAGGGAGCGAAGACAACACAGAUGUCAAAAAACCGAGUUCGGCUAACACGACAAAAAAUGACCCACUUAUAACGCUCUUCGUUAUUCUGGGCAUCUUCGGUUUAUCAUCUGUUCUCGGUGUUGGUUUCUUCGGAUACGAAAAACACAAAGCGUCCGUUCAACUUACACCACGCAACUCGUAAGACGAUGCAACCGUCUCUCAGCCACAAGAGUUAGCCACAAGCGUUACCAGUGAAAUGCCCGAUUCAUUUUGAAAACAAAAUGUACAAUAUUCAUUUUCGGUAGUUUAAUUCUACAUUCUUGAAUUAUCAUUGACGUUGCGAUAUAAAUCAUUGAAAUUCUUGAUUUUAUCAUCUGAAAAUUAUUCAUGUUUUUUGUAAUGAUGUUCUGGUAGCUGCUGAUAGCAAUAUAUUAAAA